Molecule: messenger RNA, 1746 nt
Organism: Chara braunii
Lineage: Eukaryota; Viridiplantae; Streptophyta; Charophyceae; Charales; Characeae
Source: the annotation of a GenBank genome assembly
AAAAGGAAAAAAAGGAAAUUCCGGGGCGUAUUUCCUUUUUGGGAAAGGACUUGGCUGUUGAGCCCAUUCCAGCCCUUUCCGAAGCGCGAGGUGCUGUUCCUCCUGUUCCAGGAUUCGGUAUCCGCGCACACAUGGACAGCGGAGGAGAACAUCAUCGGCAGCGCAACGGAGGAGACGAAGUCGUUGACGACGUGCUGUUCAUGACCAUCAUGGCGAUUAUCCAGUGGAUGAACAGGCGGAAUGCAGUAGUCAUGGUUGUGCUGCAGGCUGCAGCCUCCAUGCCUGUAUUCAAUGCCGACUCGCAGCAGUGCUUCGUACUCCUUGCAGGAUGUGCGUGCCAUACCAUGGCUGUUGAGUGGCUGGCGAUGAGGAAUAUGGAGAGGGUGAUGGAUGACGAAACGAGGAUUUGGGUGUUGCAGCGGAGCGGGAGGGUUUGGAAGGACCUGCAGAGUGUGGGCCAUCGUCAUGACAAGGUCUUUGUGAGAUUCUGCAGGCUGCCACGUCCACUCUUCCAUGACGCGCUUCAGCGCAUUGGUCCACACAUACAGCGCCAGACCACGAAUUGGAGACAACCUCUGCCGGCGGAGCAAAAAUUUGCAUGUGCCCUCAUUAGGUGGGCGGCUGGCGGUUACUACAGGCAGUCAGGUCACGGGCUGGGCAUAGGUCUUAUGAGUGCGCUGCGAAGCAGCAAGGACGUGGUUAAGGCUAUCGUGAGGGAAUACGCUCAUGUCAUCUCCUUUCCACAGGGACGACGUUUAGAGGACUGCCUCGAUCACUUCGAAUGCAAAGGCUUUCCUAGGUGCGUGGGCGCUAUCGACUGUACCCAUUUUUACAUCGAAAAGCACAGGAAUGAACGUCUGGAGUGCUACUACGAUCGGACUAGACAAUUCUCCAUUAUAGCACAAGUCGUUUGCGACCAUGAGUGCCGAAUUUCUUACGUUUAUGUCGGGAGCCCGGGAUCUGUUCACAACUCUCGCGUGUUGAGAAUGUCCCGUCUUUGCGUUCAAGGAGACAGCGGCGAAGGUGUGUUCUCCGGGGAACCUACGUUGUUGCGGGAUGGAACAUCUAUUGCACCCUACUUGUUGAAAGAUGCGGGCUUUCCUUUGCUCGACCGGCUGAUGACUCCCCAUAGCACGCGUAGGGAUCGCACCCCUGCGCAGGUGACAUUCGAUGAUGUCCACUCAAUGGCGAGGAAUGUCAUUGAGCGUACCUUCGACAUUCUGAAGGGCAUCUGGAGGAAUUUUUUGCGGCGGCAAAUCGACAAUUUGAAGACCAUUUGCUGUGAGUUCAUGGUCGUCUGCAUCUUGCACAAUUUGCUCACCGACUACAAAGUCGAUCUGGAGAACAUGAUGGAAUCAGACGACGACCUGGAAGAUGACGACAGCAAUGACCAUAAUCGUCGCCGUAGGCGACGUCCGGUCGUUCCAUCCAAUGCGAGGGAUGAGGAGGAUGACGCCGACGUUCGCGUCAACUUUCGGGGUCUGACGCCAUCGCAGUGGAUCAGGGUCAGAUUGGUUAGACACGUUGGCCAUCAUGUCCGCGUACAUGGUCCGCCUGAUCCAGGUCUGUGGCAAGCAUGAGCGCUACACACACACACACACACACACACGCGCACACACACACACACACAGAGAGAGAGAGAGAGAGAGAGAGAGAGAGAGAGAGAGAGAGAGAGAGAGAGAGAGAGAGAGAGAGAGAGGGACAGAGAGAGACAUUCCCGAAAAACGAUAAAGGAACCUGCCAAUU